AAGACACAAUACGGCGCGUUUUGGAGUUCCCUCUGAGGCUUUGGCAGUUGCUACUUGCUUAGAAAACUACAAUAAGCGAGCAGAGUAGCGCGCCACCAUCACAAAACCACAGCAGCCGCCGCCGCUACUUACCAGUCAUUCAUUCUACAAUAAGAAGAUUAACAGCUGCCUCCCCCUCUCUUCCUCUGCUCUAUUCAAUGGGUGAGCAUCACUACAACCAAGGAAAAGGAAAGAACAAGAAACAGCAGCAACAUAACAAAGGGCAUGGACACACGCAACAUUCCAUGAAAGACACUAAGACCUUCAACCGCCAUGGCUCUACCGCUCCUCAACCAUCCCGUAUCAGGAAACAGGUUGAUCCUGAAAUAUCCAAAUACUUGUUAGAAAUCGCUAACCUUUUCGAAAGUAAUGCGGUUGAGUUGGAGGAACGCACUCUCAUAUGUGGGAACGCUCUCGAAGAGACUAAGGGAUUCGAAUUUGAGGUCGCAACUGAUUACAUUCUAAGCCACACUUUGGAAACCAUCAUUCAGGGAUCUGAUGUUGAACACCUCUGUGCUUUCCUUCAAAGGUGUGCCGAUAACUUCCCUGCUAUUGCCAUGGAUAGGUCCGGUUCUCAUGUAGCUGAGGCAAUCCUCAAGUAUUUAUCAACUCGUGUUCAAGACAAGGAUGCUCGCCCUCAGCUCGAGGAGGCUUUAACCACAGUAUGCAAGGUCAUGGCAGCUAGUUCUGUUGAGGUGAUGCGUAAUUGCUAUGGUUCUCAUGUGCUUCGCACUCUACUUUGCCUUUGCAAGGGAGUACCACUAGAUAAGUCUGAAUAUUACUUUUCAAAAGCGGCAACUGUACUGGCAGGGCGGUUGAAUUUGAAUGUUUCGAAGAAACACGAUGCAACAAAAUUUCAGUCUGGAUUUCCAAAUUUGCUCAAGUUAUUUGUGUCGGAGAUGUUAAAAAAUGCUGGGAAAAGCAUCAAGACCCUACAAGUUGACCCAUUCAGCAGUUUUGUUUUUCAGACGACUCUACGGGUUCUGGCAGGCAAUGAUGAAGAGUUGUUACAUGUGAUUCCCAUCCUUCUUGGCUGCAAAGAUAAGAGAAAUCCAGAGGGCAGUUUUUUAGAAGAUACAGUAGUUGCAGAGCUCAUAAAGUUGUCAAAAGAAGCUGAAUUUAGCCAUCUAAUGGAGGUUGUUUUGGAAGUAUCUCCUGAGGCCUUGUUCAAUGAAUUGUUUACAAAAGUAUUCAGGAAUUCAUUGUUUGAGUUAUCAUCUCAUCAACACGGGAACUUUGUUGUACAAGCAUUGAUUUCCCAUACAAGCAAUCAAGAUCUGAUGAGGCUGAUCUGGGAUGAACUUGGAUCAAAUAUGGAGGAUCUUUUCAAAAUGGGAAGGUCAGGAGUUGUUGCUGCACUUAUUGCUGCCAGUGAGAGGCUUCAUUUUAAUGAACACAAGUGCUGUCAAUUCCUUGCCAAAACAGUAUGCUCAGCGGAUGAGUCUCCAAAAUGUAUUGUUCCACGGCUACUAUUUCUUGAUAGCUAUUUCUCUUAUGAAGACAAGUCCAAUUGGAGCUGGCAAAGUGGAGAUAAAAUGCAUGUCAUGGGUUCUCUGAUUCUGCAGGCAAUAUUCCGGUUUAAAAGUGAAUAUAUUAAACCUUAUAUCAUCAGUAUAACAUCCAUGGAAACACCUCAUGUUCUUGAGGCAGUGAGAGAUGCAAAGGGAUCACACGUUAUUGAGGCCUUUCUAAGCUCAAGUGCUUCUGAAAAAGAGAAAUGCAGAUUAGUUAAAAAACUAGAAAGCCAUUUUGGAAAGGUAGCAGCUCACUCAUCGGGUGCUUUCGUGAUUGAAAAGUGCUUCACUGCCUGUAAUCUGUCACUAAGAGAGUCUAUAGUUUCUGAGUUAUUGGCUGUGCGGAGUGAGCUCUCGAAGACGAAGCAGGGCUCUCCGAACCAAGAAUUUAUCUCCCCCCCAUCUUGCCACACACAAAAAAAGAGAAAAAGACAGUUGCUUUGUUUCUCCAGGUUUGCUUCCCAUCCUGAUCGUUGGAGGUCAAAACAAGCUUCCAAAGAAUUUGCUUAUAAAGAUUUUUCCUCUACAUUUGGCUCCAGUGAUACAAAGCCAAGGAGAAAAGAUCGGUUUCUUGCCGGAAGUUCAAACAAUAAAUCAAAUCCAAAAACAGUGACAGAAUUGAGGAAAGAGAUUAACCAAUCCCUAGGUACUGCUGCACCAUUUCUGAGCAAGCAGAAGUUCAAGAGAAAAUCAGAGCAGAAAGGCAAGAACAUUGCCAAAGUUGGUGAUGACAAUAAUAACUUUAGAAGGGGAAAGAAAAUGUCCAACAAGAAAAAGGUUGGGAAUAAGAAUGAUGAUACUGCAGCUAUGGCAACAGCUAGAAAGUCUAACAAGAAACGGCAAAGAGAUGGUGAUGUACGUGAAGCUUCUCUCAAGAAAAUGAAGGCAUAACAUUGAUUAGAGUGGAGGAUGACUUUUUUAUUUUUGUUAGAAAAUGAAGGCAUAUCAUUUGAUGUAUGAUAGAUUUGGAUGACUUUCUCUUUGCUUACGAUUUUGUAUCAUUUAUAAUAUCAGCUAGACUUUGUAACUGAAAAGAGCAAUCGCGUUGUGUGUCAAAAGGUAAUUAUUGCAAAAAUAUAAAAUUCUUUUCCCCAAAUCUUCUCUUUCCCAUGUCCUCCUUGACUCCA
This is a messenger RNA of Arachis duranensis, 2680 nucleotides long. RefSeq names its product pumilio homolog 23. NCBI's taxonomy places the organism in Eukaryota, Viridiplantae, Streptophyta, Magnoliopsida, Fabales, Fabaceae. Gene Ontology annotation, cellular component: 90S preribosome; nucleolus; preribosome, small subunit precursor. Gene Ontology annotation, molecular function: RNA binding. The coding region runs from base 198 to 2444 and encodes 748 amino acids. The record is from RefSeq and is a predicted model, not a curated record. Gene Ontology annotation, biological process: endonucleolytic cleavage in 5'-ETS of tricistronic rRNA transcript (SSU-rRNA, 5.8S rRNA, LSU-rRNA); endonucleolytic cleavage in ITS1 to separate SSU-rRNA from 5.8S rRNA and LSU-rRNA from tricistronic rRNA transcript (SSU-rRNA, 5.8S rRNA, LSU-rRNA); ribosomal small subunit export from nucleus. The transcript has 10 exons.